Molecule: messenger RNA, 284 nt
Organism: Nematolebias whitei (Rio pearlfish)
Lineage: Eukaryota; Metazoa; Chordata; Actinopteri; Cyprinodontiformes; Rivulidae
Product: retinal guanylyl cyclase 1-like
Exons: 3
Biological process (GO): cGMP biosynthetic process; intracellular signal transduction; receptor guanylyl cyclase signaling pathway
Molecular function (GO): guanylate cyclase activity; peptide receptor activity
Source: RefSeq, a predicted model, not a curated record
GACCCUGUGUUGCUGGGGUUGUUGGUCUGACCAUGCCUCGGUACUGCCUUUUCGGAGACACCGUUAACACGGCGUCUCGUAUGGAAUCCACUGGGCUGCCUUAUAGAAUCCAUGUAAAUAACAGCACCGUGAAGAUCCUCCGCUCUCUGAACGAUGGAUAUAAAAUAGACGUCAGAGGCAAGACGGAGCUGAAGGGUAAAGGUGUUGAAGAGACAUACUGGCUUGUGGGGAAAACCAGCUUUACAAAACCUUUGCCAAAACCACCAGAAAUAAGACCAGGGUAA